Molecule: messenger RNA, 1388 nt
Organism: Pelagomonas calceolata
Lineage: Eukaryota; Pelagophyceae; Pelagomonadales; Pelagomonadaceae
Source: the annotation of a GenBank genome assembly
CCUCUCAAAAACGCGGGCCGCAGCUCUGCCAGGUGAGAGCAAAGUUUCGCGAUCUGACGCAUAGAUCCAGCACUGGACGUUAAGCACAGCAGCGCUGCGAAGCAGUGCGCCUUCACGCCGUCGCCGAGCCAGUGACUAGGUCACUGCCAGAGGCACAGGAGUCUUACUCGCGCGCAGCAGUCAUGGCCGAGGACACCGACGUGACCAUGGCCGACGCGCCGCCGCCGGCACCCCAAGACGAGGAACUCGUCCUGCCGAUGGUCGACGAGAAGCUCUUGGAGGACGUCAAGUCCAUGGGCUUCCCCGAGCUCCGCGCGAGAAAGGCCUUGAUGGCCGGCAGCAAGAACGUGGAAAGCGCCCUGGACUGGUUACUGUCCCAUGAGAACGACGGGGACAUCGACGAGCCCAUCAAGAAGGUGCCAAAAGGGCAAACACUCGCGUCGAGCGGCCCGGUCCAAGUCGCGAAAUCCAUAAAAUGCGUCGAGACCGGAAGGCUGUUCCGCAACGCCAUGGAGGCCCAGGCCUACGCGGAGCGAACGGGCCGAACCCAGUUCGAGGAGACCACAGAAGUAAAAAAGCCUCUGACCGAAGAAGGAAAAAAACAGAAGGUCGCGGAGCUGAAAGCCUUGGCGGCGCAGCGUCGCGCUGAAAGGGAAGGGUUGGAAAAAGUAGAAGAUAUUGAUAGAGAGAAGAAACGUAGAGAGCAGGGCCAGGAGUCGAUCAAGACGAAGGAGCAGCUCGCCAAGGCUCAAAGAUUAAGGGAGAUCGACCGCAUCAAGCGGGAGAAAGCUGCCGAGAAGAAGGAGCGGGAGCGGUUGCGGGCGGAGAUCGCCAAAGAUAAAGCGGAGAGAAGGGCGCGCGGCGGUCGGCUCGCGGGCAAGUUGGGCGUCGACGGCUACAAUCCUUCCAUAGAUCAGAACGACGACCGGCGGAACGACGCCUGUCCUACGACUGAUGAGCCUGCUCCUGCUCCUGCACCACCGAAGAAAAUAGAUCUGCCUCCUCCAGAACAAGUCGACAAGGCUAUCGGUACAAUUCAAAAGUACAAGACGGCCGGCGACGGCGGCACGUGUUUGAAGACGCUAGGGGCGUAUUUACGGAACGCAAUCAACAAAGGAGACCAGGACGAAAAAUAUAGAAAGAUACCGUUGGACAAUGCGGCGUUCAAGAAACGUGUCUCUGGUUUAGUUGGUGGGAUUGCUUUACUGAAAGCCGUGGGCUUCGUCAAGGACGAGACGCACCUUGAGUUAACUUUAGCUGUGCGGGACUCCAAUAAGGCGUUGCUCGAGGAGACGCUGGCCAAGCUCGAGAAGGCGCACGCGGCGUACGUCGCGGGGGCGUGCUAGUCUACUAUUAUAGGGGGAGGGUUUCUUAAGCGUAUGUAUCUA